GGCAUCCAAACUGAGCGGGACAGAGCAAGAAGCUGAGAAGGAAAUAAUAUCUGCAUUGCCCCAAAGUCCUGGAGGCAGAACCACUGUGCUCCAUUUAACUUCUUAAGAGCCUGUGAGCUGAAGGCUGAUCUCAAGGACGCUCCCAGAUAAGCCACUGAAGUUUUCCCUUUGCUUUACCUGUUGACCUCUGCUCUCCUCUGAUUAUUCCCCCAAAUGGAGCGAUCUACACAAGAACUCUUCCUGAACUUCAUGAUUGUCCUGAUUACUGUACUGCUCAUGUGGCUCCUCGUGAAGUCUUAUCAGGAGUAAAAGACAAUCAGAAACUCUUGGAGUUGAUUAAGUACGUGUCUCUGCAGACAUGAGUAACAUCCUCAGCACACCUCUGUGAUUAGUUUUCAAUCAAUUGAGGAUGUCAUGAAUUUUUUUACUCUUGCAUUUCUGUUGCCUGUGCUAACGUUUAUAAAGGGUCUGUGAUGGUGUAAUUAUUUUAUUCUGCAGUGAUCCAGCUGUAAAAUGUAAAAUGCAAGAUCCUUAGACACUGUUACGUGUGGCUGCCUCCUCCAGCAGUUUCUGGGAUUGUUGUAACCCCUUUGUCCGGAACACCCGCUUAUUGGGCAUCGGUGUUAGAUUUUCUAGUGUAUAAAACUGCAAUAUGCAAUGUAUUUGUCUUUAUUAACCAGCAUAAAAGGCACAGACUUGCUAAGCAGAAGGAAAUGUGAAGCCUUU
Messenger RNA from Struthio camelus australis, 726 nucleotides. The record is from RefSeq and is a predicted model, not a curated record. NCBI's taxonomy places the organism in Eukaryota, Metazoa, Chordata, Aves, Struthioniformes, Struthionidae.